Molecule: messenger RNA, 1312 nt
Organism: Protopterus annectens (West African lungfish)
Lineage: Eukaryota; Metazoa; Chordata; Ceratodontiformes; Protopteridae
Product: microfibril-associated glycoprotein 4-like
Exons: 5
Coding region: 1-939 (312 amino acids)
Biological process (GO): elastic fiber assembly
Source: RefSeq, a predicted model, not a curated record
AUGAGGAGAUUUGCCCAGCAGUGUUCUCAAAAUGUCGCAGAGGAUGUCAAUAAUGAAAGCUUGAAUUCUUCUUUGGAUGGAGAAGUAGUUGUUGGGCUUUCUGCUUUAGAGGUCAUUAAAAAGUGGGAUGAGACAAGAAAGCCAAUUCAAAGUAUCUCUCAGAUUUUUAGUCCUGUUUCUCCACGUUUAUCAAGGGAUUUAAUGUUCUCUCCACGACAUCCUUUAAAAAGCAAAAUAAACAGUUCCAAUUGCCUACAGUCAGAAUGUUUUCCCCUGUCCUGUGAUGAAAUCUACAAUCAAGGGCAUCGUAAGAACGGUGUUUAUCAAAUCUAUCCAGCAGGACCGUACACUCCAGUAAAUGUUUACUGUGACAUGGAAACCGAUGGAGGGAGGUGGACAGUGUUUCAGAAGAGGAAGGAUGGAACUGUAGACUUCUACAGAAACUGGAAUGCUUACAAGUCCGGAUUUGGUGUGGCCAAUGGAGAAUACUGGCUAGGUCUGGAAAGCAUUUACCUUCUAACACUGAAGAGGAAAUUUGAAUUAAGAGUUGACUUAGAAGAUUUUGAGAGAAAUAAAGUUUUUGCCAAAUAUGCUCAGUUUUCCAUCUCAUCAAUGGCAAUUAAUGGUGAAGAAGAAGGUUACAGACUGUUUGUGACUGGAUUUACAGAUGGGGGAGCAGGAGAUGCCUUAACUGAUAUAAGUGGUGCAAACUUUUCUACCUAUGACCAUGACCAGGAUACAAGUUCUGCAAACUGUGCUUCAGAAUUUUCUGGUGCUUUUUGGUAUGUUGCCUGUCACUGUGCCAAUCUUAAUGGUCGUUAUUUAAGAGGAAGCCAUACAUCAUAUGCCAAUGGUGUCAACUGGUGUAAAUGGAAGGGAUAUCAUUAUUCUCUCAAAAUCAGUGAAAUGAAGAUGCGACAAGUUCACCAGUUCCAAUGAAAUGCUUAGGAAAUGGACUAUGGAUGUAUAUAUCUAUGAUAAAUGUAUACAGACAUACUUAACAAAAAAAUUAACUGUUUUUUCUUGAGUUUUGUUUCAUUGCUCAGCUGCUAAAUAAAAGACAAUGCCAUGAUUGUUUCAACUACUUCAAAAUGUAGCCGACUCUUCCUGAACAAAUUCUGAUAAACAAAUGAUGACAACCACUAGCUGUUGUCAUGGUGAGGUCUAUACUUAUGUAAAGCAAAUCAAUACAAAGUCUGCUGACAAGUGAAGAAAGUGUUUUUCUACUCACAUUUGUUUCAACAUUUCAAAUAUACAAUGUACACAGUGGCUGAAAUAAUUCAAAAUUAAAAUAUUCUUUAUUGACUUACAA